GAAAGCGUCAGUGUUUACACGUAGAAAAUAAAACCGGCAGCACGCGCUAGACAACAACAUAAAUCAAACAAAGACACGCUCUACUAUAUAAGAGACAAACAAAGAAUGCAAUUGUAAGAAAAAAUAGAAAGUCCUCUCAACGGAUGGUGAAAAAAAAAAACAUUGCAUUGUUGAAUGCUGAAUUUAAAAACAAAAUAAAAAUUUGUUAAGGUGAAAAUUAGACUGUAAAAAAAACAUUUAGUGCCAAGACCGUUUCCUUUUUUUUAUUAUAAAGACAGUAAAAACUGAUUGAGUAACUCUAGUGUAAACCACAACGCAAUGGGCACUUUGCAUGUCUGUUUCGCUGACCUGCCGCAGUACGGAAAACCCACUCCGCCCAUAAACGUCUCACCGUUAGCCACCACCAGCAACCAAAUUGAAACACUGUGUGAAUUAAGUGAUGCUGCUGUUGAUGCUGCCACCGCCGCCGACUCCCCUUCAGCAAUGACGCAACAAGCCGACCCAAACAAGGACAUGCCGCCAUGCAGCCUAUCGCCUGGUGCUAACAGCGCGCACAGCAUAUCGCCAACUCCACGCUACGAACGCAAUAUUAGCUUCUUUCAUCAACUCAGCCGCCGUUUUGGACUGCUGCGCUCCAGCGAUGACCCAGUUUUUAAUGCUGCCGAAGAUGACUCGACCGAUUCGUGCUCCUCGACUACGGGCGCAUUGCCGCCAAUGCAGCGUUCGACCGGUGCAUCGACGACGUCAUCGUUAUGCGCGCCAAAUUCAUUCAAUAGCAACAUUAGCGGCAAAAGUGGAGCACACUUACACACUAGCAACGGCGCGUGCCUGAAGGACGGCCACGGCUCGAGCAGUGAGCAUAUUUCAUGCGCCUCCAGUGAGACGAGCAGCACUGCCGACAUUGAGGAAUCACAAGAACAACAAAUGUGUUCACCAAAAGCGGAUGCCGCCACCACCACCGCCACCACCACCGCCACCAAAUUGUCACCAACCAAAGAGCGACGCUCCAGUGCACGCGCCAGCUUCUCACGCCUUCAACGUCGCUCCACAUCUUCCUUGCGACGCGCAUUCGAAAGUUUCUCAUUGUCAACGCGUUCACUUUCAUGCAGCGGUGCGACACCAACUGCUGCUAACACGCCCGUAAACGCACAGCAGGCGGCACAACGCUCCGACAACGGCAACACGCCCAUCAAAUCGGCACUCAAAUAUAAUUCCAAUGUUGAAUUGAAUAGAAAAUUGCAAGCCGGUGGUGGUGGUGGUGGUGUCAUUGGCGCCUGGCAUACGUCAUAUUCGGCAUCGAGUUUACAGCUAACGUCGUCAGCAGCUGGCAGUUCGUCGUCGUCGUCGUCGUCGACAUCAAAGUCAUCAUCGAAAGGCAAGACAAAGCCACCGCCGCAGCGUAUACUUCGGCAGCCUGUCUCCUAUACGUAUCUGAAGGGCAUAUCCGGUCUGCCGACACAACGAGUGCCUCGCAGCGCUGUCUGCUGUCAGUAUGCAAGGCGUUGAAAGCACUAAGCGGUGAUUGCCUUCAAAGGCGCGCAGCGUAGAGUUUUAGAUACCGUUAAAGUGUUCAGCAUACAUACAUACAUACAUACUCGUUCAACAUAGAGCAUAUUGAGGGCCAAAGAAUUAUGGGCGGUUUUGCCUAUGCCACUAAUACAUACAUACAUAUAUCACACGAGUAGUUAGUUGACAGUUCGAGAGUUCAAGAGUUUGUUGUUGUUGUUGGUUUGCGUUGAACUGACGUACAUGAACGUACAUAUAAUCCGUAGUAGAAAGUUUUUCCCAUGCAUUUGGGUAUUAGUGUGCGCAUAGAAAUCGAAAGAGACAAGCGAAGUAAACAUUAAAUACAUAAGCCGAGCUAUUUAUAAAUAAUAUCGUAUUAGAGCGUCCGUACACAGUCACACACACACAUAAAUUUUGUAUUGGCGACUCCAUGAAUGCAAGAAUUUAAGGCGACUUUAUUUAAGCACACGCACACACACACACACUCAUAAUUGCGCACUUACGCUAUUAAAUGCGUUAAAACAAAAUUUUUGUUUUUUUUUCUUAUUCGAUUGCAUCAAACAAAAUCUGUGAUAAGUAUCAUUUUCAUAUCGGAUGUAAACUCACAGCAAUUUAAUUAUUUAAUAAAGUAUUUUAGAAUCACUAAUUGGAAAAAA
Rhagoletis pomonella (apple maggot) is the source of this 2162-nucleotide messenger RNA. RefSeq names its product serine-rich adhesin for platelets. Bases 319 to 1506 code for a protein of 395 amino acids. The transcript has a single exon. Lineage: Eukaryota; Metazoa; Arthropoda; Insecta; Diptera; Tephritidae. The record is from RefSeq and is a predicted model, not a curated record.